GUUUGUUCUGUUGUGUCACACCAGCUGACGAAGAUAACACCCACUUGACAACGUGACUCCUGAGAAGACUCAGAAUAGAAGUCGUAUCCUAUAUAAACCAAUACACCACCAUUAUGGUCCAGAAAAUCGAAGUUGAAGGCUUCGAAGCCUUUGUGGAACAAGUGGAAACCUUCAAGUCUUCCGGAAAACCCAUUUUUGUUCUGUUUUCCGGCUCUAAGGACUCCAAUGGGAAGAGCUGGUGCCCUGACUGUGUGGUGGCGGAGCCUGUGGUCAAGGGAGCUCUGGACAAGGCCCCUCAAGAUGCUGUUUUCAUCUACGUGGGUGUGGGUGACCGUGCUUUCUGGAAGGACAAGAAUUGUGUAUUCCGUACUGACAGCCGCACCAAACUGAAGUCUGUGCCAACCCUUAUGAAGUAUGGAACUUCACAGAGGCUGGCGGAGGAGCAGUGUGCCAAAGAUGACUUGGUAGAGAUGCUCUUUGACGAUGCUUAGUAUUAGUGUCUUCAGAAGUAUGUGAGGAUGCUACUUAUUAGUUUCACUGAACUCUCAUUAGUAAUUGUGUUAGACUGUAACACUGCUUUUCCUUCAUGUCACUUGUGGUAUAAACUUUUAAAACAGCUUAAAUGAACCAACCAAGCCUAACAUAACCUCUCUGACCUUACCAGAAUUUAACUAUUCUUUGGUCGUGUCGUGUAGAUCAGAUAAGGGUUGGGUUGUUUGCUUAAAAAAAGAGAAACCAUAGUUCAAUAUUAUUAUGUAAACUUAAUGAGUAGAACUUUCCUGUGUACUGUGCUCUUGCUUUACACCAGUUGCUUGGAAUAGAUUAUCAAAGAUUGAGUUACCUGAUACUUAAAUUGAAAUUAUACUCGGUUUUGUUUCUGUUGGAAUUAAGUUAAUUUAUUUAAGUUUUUAUUUUGAUACAAAAUUAUGACUUUUGCUGAAUGCCAAGAACUUUGGAAAUGUACCGUAUUUUGCAUUAUGGAUAUGUAUGCCAUGAAACAAUCUGUUUCCAGUUGACUAACUUCUUAUUUCUAUCAUGUGUACUAAACCAUGUUUAUAUACAGCUAGUGAAAGUUACAAAAUCAACAUGUAUAAAACAUUACAUUAAUUUUUUUGUGAAACUACAGUGUACAGUACUGGGAAAAAGUACAAGUCGAAAGGUUUUCAUGUAAAGUUAAUUAGAGUCAGAGUACCAAACGAGAUGAAUUACUACCUUAUGCAUUAAUUACUCUUAUACCUGUACUGUACUGUAGUGUAGUUAUAAACUUCUGCUCCAUACAAAUAUUAUAGUACAGUACAGUGAUAACGACAGUUACCCAGCUGUGACAAAUUACCUUUAUGAUGUCUGUGAUCCUAGGUUGCUUAAGAAAUUUAAACCACAGUUAGUUUAAUUACUGUAUCUCCAUAUUAUAAGAUAUUUACUUAGUGUACUCGGCAAGCCCAAAGUGAACUGGAGAAUCUUAACCACACAUUAUUAAUUAUUGUAGUUUCAGUUGUGGGAAAUACUGAACUGAACAAACAUGAACAUGACAGUUUUACACUGUAACUAAUUUUCAGGAUAUACAUAGCAAUUUUAUACAGUAAUACUAUACUAUCGACAUUAUCAUGAUGAUGUAAAAAGUUAUACUACCUCUUUUAGCUCAUCAUAAGAUGUAAGAACUGUCCUCCAAAUAGUUUUUCUUUACAGUAUAACUUUACUUGGUCACAACAAGAACAUUUUAAUGAACUUAAUUAUCAGUAUAUUGUUGUAUGUAAUUCAACUUUCCAUAAACGUAAUUUUUUGGUUUUUGAAUACUGUACAGGAUACCUUGUACUGUACAGCAUUAUACAUGUACGUACAGUAAUGUGAUUUAGAAGUUUGUUGUGGUUUUUACUAUACAUUACAUAUGCUUAAUGUUAAUCACUGCCAAAUUAAGGUCCCCAUGAUUUUAAUUAUAUUACUGUACUGUAUUUUAUAUCAUAUUACCAUAUAAAAUAAACUAUUAAUCAUA
Homarus americanus (American lobster) is the source of this 1990-nucleotide messenger RNA. RefSeq names its product thioredoxin domain-containing protein 17-like. The record is from RefSeq and is a predicted model, not a curated record. Gene Ontology annotation, molecular function: protein-disulfide reductase [NAD(P)H] activity. The transcript has a single exon. Gene Ontology annotation, cellular component: cytosol. Lineage: Eukaryota; Metazoa; Arthropoda; Malacostraca; Decapoda; Nephropidae. The coding region runs from base 114 to 491 and encodes 125 amino acids.